Messenger RNA from Spirodela intermedia, 120 nucleotides. Lineage: Eukaryota; Viridiplantae; Streptophyta; Magnoliopsida; Alismatales; Araceae. The record is from the annotation of a GenBank genome assembly.
AUGAAGUCCUCUGCAACUUUCGAGAAAAACCCGUCUCCGUCCCUUUCCGAGGUCUCAAGUCUCUCAGACGCCCUAGACAGAUCAAAGAGGGUGGAGCGAAUGGUGAUCAAAGAGGGAUAG